CACAGAAACCCAGAUGCAACUCGAUGCUUGACGGCCUCAAAGUAACACACUUCAAUGUGAUCAAAUGACAAACAAGAAGGCGCGAGCUGUGCUAAUUUCCAUGUGUUUGUGUGCAGGCAACAACCCCCUCUGAAAUUUUGUAACUAGAGACAUCUCAACCACCUCUUUAUCAGCUGCUCCCAUCAUGGUGUAUGGACAGAUCCUUCGACCGUACGGCCCUGACGAUCGCUGCAUCACCGUCAACGUCGGUGGUUUCAGGCAACGGAUGGAGCACAAAGUUCUAAAACGAUUCCCGCAGACUCGUCUGGGUCGCCUCCUCUGCUGCAGCUCCAGCGAAGCGAUCCUGGAGCUCUGCGACGACUUCAGUCCCUCUGAGAUGGAGUACUACUUUGACCGGAAUCCCCGAUUCUUCUGCUACGUUCUCAACUUUUACCUCACUGGGAAAAUGCACUUGGUGGACGGAUUGUGCAUACUCUCGUUUUUUCAAGAGAUCGAGUAUUGGGGCAUCAAGGAGCGCCACUUGGACACCUGCUGCACAAACAAAUUCUAUGAACUGAUGGAGCAGGCUGAGGAUAAGAGCUGGGAUCAGGGGAGUAAUGAUGUGCAGUUCCAAGGCUCGGACUUAUCCAUCGAUUCGUUGUCGGUGUCAGAGGACGACAGGGAACUGUUCGAGGGUUCCUGGUGUGCAGAUGUUCGCAGGAAUAUUUGGAUCCGGCUCGAGAAUCCGGGUUACUCCACUUCAGCCAAAGUGUUGGCUGUAGUUUCCCUAAGUGUUGUCAUCGUCUCUAUUGUUGCUAUGUGUGUCCACAGUAUGCCAGACCCCGAUAAAAUGGAUCCCAACGAGAAGAAGAUUGAGAACCCGGUGUUGACCUUCUUUGAGACCAUCUGCGUUCUCUACUUCUCGGCAGAGUUUGUUCUUCGUUUAGUUGUAGCACCAUCCGCUAGGAAGUUCCUUUGCAACACUCUCAAUAUCAUCGACUUGAUAUCAGUCAUGCCAUUCUACGUCACCUUAGCCUGUGACGUAAUGGAUGAAGGUGAGAACAACGAACUGGAGAAUGUGGGCAAAGUGGUUCAGAUCUUGAGGUUGAUGCGAGUGUUUCGCAUCCUGAAACUGGCUCGGCACUCGGCCGGUCUUCGCUCUCUCGGUGCGACGCUGCAACACAGCUCCAACGAACUCGGACAGCUGCUGCUCUUCCUGUCUGUUGGCAUUUCCACAUUUUCUGUUCUUAUUUACUUUGUGGAGAGAGAAUCUCAGGAGUCAGAGCUGCAGUCUAUCCCCAUUGGCUGGUGGUGGGCUACCAUUAGCAUGACUACGGUGGGCUACGGGGACACCUUUCCUGUCACGCUUGCAGGAAAGAUCAUAGGAUCCCUGUGCAUCGUCUGUGGGCUGCUGAUUGUGGCUUUGCCCAUUACCAACAUCUUCAACAAGUUCUCCAAGUAUUACCAGAGGCAGAAGCACAUAGAGCACAGACAGAGCAUGAACUGAAUUAUCUUCAUGAGUUACAGGAGUUUCAAAACUAUUAACCAACCCUGAACUCAUUCUUUUAGAAGAAGAACCCCUUACCCAACACAUGAACAGGGUCAAUGGAUUAGCUGCACCUAUGGUAUUGUUUUAAAUGUGACUAAAAUCAAGGCGGGCUGAGUAAUCAAAGUCAAGCAAAUCCCUUUUAUUAUAUUGGGAAAUGUUUGCCAAUGCUAAACAUGUAGCUUACCUGAUCUUAAGUGUAUUAAACCUUAACAAAGACGAGAGGGGAAACGGGAAGUGUUUGCUUGCCAAACACUAAAAUACUUUUUCAACAUAUUUCCUUGUUGCUGAUGAAUUUUAAUGACGGAGUAAAAUCAUGAGAAACUUGCUGGAAUUUGGUUGAACAAUUUACAAGUUUGUGCUGACUGCGAAGAUGACUCUGCAUUCUGUGAUUUGUAAUGUCCUCUUUCUGAUCUCAUUUCCAUUCCUGCCAUGCCGUUACAUCAUGCUUUCCAUCCAUGCAUCUCUUUCUCGUGUCGCUGCUGUAUUUGAUGUCAAAAGGCUUUUACCUGCUCAAUCCAAUGGAAAGGAUUCUUUCUGUUUUGUUUGGUCAUCAGUGUCGUGAUUAAUAAAUCAAUGUGCCCGGCUCCACAAUUAGUUAAAAGUCAAUAAAAACCCUCACA
Messenger RNA from Labrus bergylta (ballan wrasse), 2148 nucleotides. NCBI's taxonomy places the organism in Eukaryota, Metazoa, Chordata, Actinopteri, Labriformes, Labridae. The record is from RefSeq and is a predicted model, not a curated record.